UAUGGUUCAUGAAUAGCUUCUCGUAACGCGCUGCGAUUUUCGAUAAUGUGUAUAGAAAUAAACAUUACGACGAGAGUAAUUUGAAUUGUUUGUGAUUAUUCAUAUGGUAUAAAACGUGUAAAAUGUGUGUGUUUAAUGAUAUAAGUGAUAAAAACCAACUACAAGGAUUUUGAUAUCACGAUUCCUCGCUCUGCGAAGUGACGCCAUUUUACGGGAAUGACCAGCCCGCGGCUGCCUCACAGUGAGCCUGAUGUAAGAAGCGCCCUAUCCAAACGGAUGCAUGGAAACGAAUCUGUAUUGUUACACUCGUACUGGACGUACGAUUCCAGAGAAAACUAUGGAAGAUGGUAAUAUUGCCAAGACGAAAGACGAGAAAACUAUAUCUACUUCAUUGGCAAACUUAUACAAUCAACAACCCGCGAGAUUGACGGCAAAUGGGCACGACAUCGCUGGUGAGCAACCGAGUCCGCCCGCGGAGCCUUACGACCAGUACAGAUCUACGCCCGACGCUACACAGGACGACAAAGUUAGAAAACGGAUCAAUCCCUUGCGAAUACAUCUUGGCAAGAGGCCAUUUGUUGAUAACAGUCCCCAGUACUAUGUUGCAAGUAAAAAAAAGAAAUCAUUUGUGACCAAGUCUAGUGAAACAAGUACGUCUGCAGUACCUAGAGUACCAAAACUCAUCCCAAAACGAGUAGAUCGAAGUAGAUUUCACAAUGUUUCAUCACAAGCAGAGAAUAGUAUGGACAAUGAGCGGGACAAACCUGUACCACGUCUUGUGCCUAAAAGCCAAUUGCUACAGUUCCAGAAGGGUAAGGCUGAAAAGGGACCCCAGUUGAAGGAAUAUGCCCAAAAUCUAGGUCUACAGCCAAUGGUAAAGUUUAAGUGCCGUAAGUGCUGUUCUAUGUCAUUUAAAACCCUUGCAAUGCUGAAGGAGCAUCAACUGGUGUGUCGGGCACAAGCAAAAGAACCUGCUCUGAGUCCUGAAGCAGCACCUAGUACAGACACCAAUUCUGGGGGCCCAUCGAGAGUGACUCGUAAAGUCUACCUGUGUUCAGCUUGUGGCACAUACUAUGAGAACUGGAACCUCUUCUUGCAUAUGCGGGAGGUCCACAACAGGCACAUAUGUUUGUUUUGUUUGGGAAUGUUUUCCAAAGCUGAAAAAUUAUCAUCACAUCUGACCAAUAAACACAAUGUAAAAGAAUUCAACUAUGACAGUAAAGAAGAUUUCUUCAGUGUAUAUAGCGGGACUUUGUACCUGAUGUGUUGUGUGUGUGACGAAAUAUGCAGUGAACAGGAUGACUUUUCCAAUCAUGACUGUAAUAAUGUUAUACCAAGACCUGUGCCUGUACUUGUCAGUAAAAAUGCAGUGAAAUCAACUAGUGUCAAACAAAAUAAAAUUAGUAAUGAACUAUUAAUAAACGGUCCUACAAACAUUGUAAAAGAACCAUUAAAAGCUAUUAGUGAUAAGAAAGAAAUUAGUGAAGUGAAAUCUGACAUAAUAUCACAAUCACAGAAAGCACCAAUAGACUUGAGUGAAAGUGAACUUGGAAGCAGUGAUACAAGUAUUAAUUCAGAAAACUCUACAAUAACCAACAAAGAUGCAUUAAAUAAUAUAAGCUGUGGUAUGGAGAAGGAGAAUUCAAUGUUACAAUCUUCAGAGAGUCCUGUACAACAUACUGAACCUAUCCCAGAACUCCAUAACAACCAACUUCCAAACGGUGAUGAGAGUUUAGAACAUUCUGAUGGCAAUGAAUCUCCAAACAAUGUAGACCUGGCUCCUGAGAAUUUGGGUCCUGUCACACCUGAAGUACCUGUAUGUCCACCAGUUGAGGGUGGUAUAAAAUUGAAACUUAGCUUAAAUAAUGCCAAAUCGCCUGUUAUUAUAAAUUCUACAGUAGAUCCUACUGUAGGCCAGCAAAAUGCGUAUAAGCCACCCACAAGGGUCAGGAGACCCCCAAAACGAUAUGAAAAGGAAAAAUCUGAGCAGUCAACUCUGCCCAGAACCCCUACUAUCAAAAUGACGAUAUGUGAUAAAGCUGACAAUUCAUUUGUGAAAACUACAAUAUUUGAAAAUAAUCAAGAGACCACCUUGUAUUCUAGAGACAAUAGCCAAGACAGUACUCUUAGAACUCUGUUAAAUAAUAAUUUGGAGGCUCUUCCCAAAACACCAGAAAAUAGACCUGAAAACAUGAUCAAAUCAACAAUAUAUGAUAAUAAAAUUGAAGAAGACAAUUCAUUAAACAGGGUACCAAAGUUAACAGUGAGAGUUCCUAAAGAACUUUUGGAUAAGGAUUCGUCCAGUGAUUAUUCAUCAGACAGUGAUGUUAGUGAUAAACUUACUGUAGAUGAAAAUAAUGUUACUAUAGAAGAACCAGAUAGAAAUGUUAAAGAAUUGUCACUAGAACCACAACCCACUGCACCACCAACAGAAGAAGCUAAGGAAGAAACCACACCCACAAUUGAUGAUAAAGUACAAAUUACAGAUGAAAUCAUAGAACCUAAAACAGAACUGAAGACUGAACCAAUGGAAGACGAUAUUAAAGUUGAUACAACAGCAGAAGAAGGUCCCGUGGCUGAGGAGUUGCCAGUAACUGAGCUCACGUUAGAUAAACCCUUGGAUAAAUACCCACUGAAAGAUUUGUUGAAAGUGUUUUUGACAUCUACUGUAUAUAGUUGUAUUUACUGCAAUCAUGCUCGAAAAAUUGCAGUUAACUGUGAGCAACUUGCACUCCAUAUGGUGGCUGAACAUCGCUUCUCUGCUACUGUGGAUAGCAUCACUGCAGAAGAACUCAUGCCAGAGACAAUCACUGCUAAAGUUAAGGCUGGUGCUGAAGAACUGAGCUCAGUCUACAUGAAUCUGGAAUCUUACGACAGUGAAGUUAAAAGUGAAGAAGUGCCGUAUGAUCAUCUCUUUGAAUGUUUUCAAUGUUACUUCAAAACUGCUGUUCACAAAGAUCUCUAUUUACAUAAUCGCAAAAUGCAUCAGAAAACUAUAUUAUUGUGUGUUAUGUGUAAAUCUAAUUUUUAUAGUUAUAGUGAGUUAUUAUGCCAUUUAUGCCCUGGAGCAUAUGAUUCUGAGUACGAAAUUAAGUUUAGAUGCUGUUUGUGCAACAUAGACACUAUACCCUCAUCAUUUAGACUUAUGGUACAUCUUCGAAAAAUACACCAUACAUGUGAUGUAUGUCUGGAAUUUUGUCUUAAUCAAGCACGACUCUCCAAUCACGUUUGGAAACACAAACUCCACCAUCUCUGCUAUCGUUGUGGUAUUGCUUAUAGAAAUAAACCUGAUAUUACUAAUCACUUAUUUUGGAAACAUGGUACACAAAGUGUACAGUGCAAAAGAUGUCUGCAAAAGAAAUGGCCGCAUGUUUACCACUUCUGCACACCUCCUGCUGUCUUUGUUUGCGACGAGUGCAGUUUACAAUUCACAAAAGCAGUUUGCUUGAAAGUGCAUAAACGGUUUCAUUCAGAAGAGUUUCCCCAUGCAUGUACAGAAGAGGACUGCACUUUAAAGUUUGUUUCUAAAAAACUUCUUUCAAAACAUGUAGAAAUUCAUAAAAAGAAAAUGGUGAUUGAAGAUCUAAGCGAAGAGAAGCCACUAGCCGUUAAUGAUUUGCCAAUGGAAAUACCUAAAGAACCUAUUCCUGUUAUAGAUUUGGUUGAUGAUAAUGAAAAGCCACAGGAGGGAACAGAGGUAAAAACUGAGGCUGGAACUGAUCAGUUAUCGAAAAAGUCUAAGAAAAAGAAGCUAAAAGACAAAGAUGCACUAUUGCUAGAUGUGAAUCUACCAGAACUGAAUUUAUCAGAGAGCGAUAGCAGUGACGAAUCUGAUAGCGAAAAGCCACCACUUCCACUCAAGAAGGAAGAUGAUCCAGAUGAAAAACCGACAGAAGAGGCAAAGCCCACUACAGAAUCUGAUAUAAAACCAGAUACAGUGAAAAAUGAAGAUGUGAAUACCCCUCUAAAUAAAACAGAGGACACUAAAAUAGAAGAAUUACCAGAAGACGAAAAGCCCAAUGAACAAAAAGUACUUGAGAUAUGGGAUAAUUUCAAAAAGUAUCAGGAAAAAGUUGAGAAACCAAAAGAAAAAACUCCCCCAUUGGUUCCUAUAAGGAAGCACGUGUGUGAAUCUGAUCACGACUAUUGUAUAAUUCCUACUGAUCUAAAUGGCGAUGAUGAUAUCUUUAAUUUAGAUAAAAAGAAAAGCAAAAAGUCGCCUAGAAAAAGGCAUGAUGGGCUGUCAUCUUCAAGUAGCAGUAGUAGCGACAGUGACUCAAGCUGUUCCUGUGGUUCAAACUGCAGUUGUUCAUCGAGCAGUGGAUCUUCGUCAUCGAGUUCUUCUGAUUCAGAUUCCUCAGAUGAAUCUGGAAAUGAAAAGAAAAAAAUGAAGCAACAGAAGAAAAAAAUUACAAACAGACGAUUAAGUGACGUUGAUGUGACAGGUGCUUCUGAAACACCUAUAUUAAUUCCUGAGAAAGUAGAGCCUCCAAUUGCAGAAACAGAUUUGGAAACUGAUGAAAGUGAAACGGAUGAAGAGUUUUAUGAUAAGCACCCACAAAAACUAGCCAAUAAAAUGUACGCAGAGAAACGAAAUCAAUUGAUGCUUCUUGCGUCCGUGGCGCCGUCAGAUGGCGGGUCCAUUUCUGGAGAGGCUAGUAGACCUAUGACGCCUCUAACCGAAAAAGGGCCUAAAGAAGAGAAUGAACAUAAAGAAAAAUCGUCUAGUAGUAAAAAGAAAAAUAAAAAGAAGAAAAAGUCUAAGUCUAAAAGACAUGCACCUAUAAAAAUAAACAUUCCUAAAGAAGUUAUAGCUAAACCAGAACUAGAGGCACCACCACAUCACACACCACAGCAGCCUUUGGUACCAAAUAAAAUAACAAUAUCUCUACAAUCAAAUACAGUACAUAUACCAGAACCUGCUCCAGUUACACCGGUAACCACAUAUGCUACUACUCCCUCUACUAUUAGUAGUGAAAACAAGCGUGCUUCGAAAAGAAGACGAGUACCGAAUAAGUUUUAUGGCUACUCGAGUGACGAAGACACUCCACAUACUCCAACUGUAACAACAGCUUUGAAGCCUCAGCAACCUCCAAAACUGGAAUGGAGGAAAGAGGAUUUGCCGUCUCCUGGGACGCAUAAAGCUAAAAAGGAAAUACCAUCGACUAUUCUUCCGUCACAGAGGUUAUAUAAUUAUUCUGAAUCAAUUAGAUUAACUGCACCAAUUCCGGAUCCGGAACCUCCAAAAAUCCUUAUGAAUUCUGAAUCGAUGGAGUCAAGUGAUUCAGAUUCGAGUGAUGAAGGAGGAUUGGAAAUUUACCAGCCUGGAAGCGUGCAAGCUCCUGUACCAAUACCACCGCCGAGCUAUCUGAACUCCGGCACGUCCAGUUUACCGUACCCAUUCCAACGCCCUGCAGUCCGGCAGGCGCGGGAGGGCGAGAGUGUGUACUGCUACUGCCGGUGCCCUUACGACGAAGUGUCGGAGAUGAUCGCGUGCGACGCCGAGGGGUGUCCCAUCGAAUGGUUCCACUUCGAGUGCGUCGGUAUUAUGGUACCGCCUAAAGGCAAAUGGUACUGCCCUGAAUGUAGGAAAAAUCAAACAUUUUCAGGUUACAGAUAAGUCUAUUCAAAAAACACUUGUAUAUAACCUGCUGUAUUGUUAUCUGUAUAUAAUUUAUUGAUGAUUGUAGAUAAUUUAGCUUUACUUGUAUAUCUGUAGGUAGACUGUAUAAGAUUUAGGUUACUAGGUCUGAAAAAAAUGUAUCAUUGUUAUAAAAAGUACAUGUUACAUGCUUGAUACCGGCUGUGCGGCCAACUCUGUAACCUGGCAAAUUGUUACUGACUUUAAACCUAUACAGCUAAACGGAAAUAUAAAUCCGAUUUUUGAUACCAA
This is a messenger RNA of Pectinophora gossypiella (pink bollworm), 5893 nucleotides long. RefSeq lists its product as uncharacterized. The coding region runs from base 281 to 5620 and encodes 1779 amino acids. The transcript has 2 exons. The record is from RefSeq and is a predicted model, not a curated record. Lineage: Eukaryota; Metazoa; Arthropoda; Insecta; Lepidoptera; Gelechiidae.